AUGUCUCAUCCACGCCAAGCCGCGCAACAUAUCCGCCUCUCCUCCGCUUCGCCUGAGCCAGAAGCUGAGCCCCCUAUCCCCGAGGAGGACUGUCUCUCUGCAUCGCUGCAGCCUCCGCUCACGACCGCCCCGCACCACCGCGAACCUCCGAAUUCUGCAGCAAUGCUCGCCGCUGCUGCCGCCGCGGCCGCAGCUGCCGACGAGACGAGCUCCGGCACCGAGGCCUCAGGCACGGUGGCUUCGAAGCCGAAGAGCGGCAAGCUUCUCCAGAGGAUCGAGCUGCCGCUCUGCGUCAUCCGCAACUGGUGGCGCGACAGGCGUCUCCAUCAGAUCCGCAGGAAGGAAUGUCCGCCGCCGGUUGCCUAUGUCGCUGAGAGCAACCAAGACGGACUUCCAGAAGAAGACCGCCGAAGGCUUAUCCAGCUUGUCAUCACCAACGAGCGCGUCGAAGUCACGGAGAACAAGGUCACCAGAAUCAGAGAGGACAACGUCAUACAAUAUGCGAUUGCCUCCUUCGACUUCAACUUCGAAGACAUAGAGCGGCCCGGAGCGCCUCCAUUCAUUCUCGUCAAUCACGCUCUUCUUCGUGAUUUGGGACUUGACGGCUUGUAUGAAGCGUACGACGAUCCGGAGAACCCUCCGGUCGUCCUGACAAACCCUGACGGUACCAAGAUGAAGCUUCUCGGAGAGCUCCGCGCGAAAUGGGGCGCCAAGGGGCCGAUCAAUGAAUACGCUGGCCAGCAGAUCUUCCUCAACCCGGCUCGUUUUCACCCGUCUCGGUGUGUGGUUCUUCCCGAGGCAAGCCCCUAUGACGUCCUCAUUGGCCUUGGCACCAUCAAAGAACUCAAGCUGAACGUGCCUUCGCCAGCAAUUGCUUCACUUGCUAGCCAGGGCCAAGGCCAGGGCGGUAAGCGUCACGUAGAGUCUCCCGUUAAUUCUGUUGAGGUAAACAACAAGAGACCAAUCUUGAAUGCUCAGAAAAGGACCCAGUCCCGCGAUCAGAGGAAGAUAGAGAAGCUAAUAGAAAAUGACAAGAAGACGAGGGAGCAGUAG
This is a messenger RNA of Lasiodiplodia theobromae, 1053 nucleotides long. RefSeq lists its product as uncharacterized. The record is from RefSeq and is a predicted model, not a curated record. The coding region runs from base 1 to 1053 and encodes 350 amino acids. NCBI's taxonomy places the organism in Eukaryota, Fungi, Ascomycota, Dothideomycetes, Botryosphaeriales, Botryosphaeriaceae. The transcript is spliced from 2 exons.